This is a messenger RNA of Penicillium canariense, 1920 nucleotides long. Its product is annotated as lysophospholipase family protein. Gene Ontology annotation, molecular function: A2-type glycerophospholipase activity. Lineage: Eukaryota; Fungi; Ascomycota; Eurotiomycetes; Eurotiales; Aspergillaceae. The transcript has 3 exons. Gene Ontology annotation, biological process: glycerophospholipid catabolic process. The record is from RefSeq and is a predicted model, not a curated record. Gene Ontology annotation, cellular component: intracellular membrane-bounded organelle; cytosol. The coding region runs from base 1 to 1920 and encodes 639 amino acids.
AUGAAAGCUGCUGCGCUGAUCACUUGCGUCGCGUUGGCCCUGCCUGGUGCCCUCGCCGCCCCAGGUAUUGACCCUGACAAAUUUUCGCUGGCUCUCGCCAGCCGUGCUCUGCCCAAUGCCCCCGAUGGAUAUACCCCGACCAACGUGAGCUGCCCGGCCAGUCGCCCGACAGUGCGCAGCGCCGCCGAGCUGUCCUCGAAUGAGACCUCCUGGCUGGAGACCCGUCGCAACAAGAGCCUGUCGGCGAUGAAGGAUUUUUUCGGCCAUGUGCAGGUCGGCGACUUCGAUGUGACCUCGUAUCUGGACCAGCACGCGAGCAAUUCCUCCAAUCUGCCUAACAUCGGCAUUUCCCUGUCGGGUGGUGGUUACCGCGCGCUGAUGAACGGUGCCGGUGCCCUGAAGGCCUUCGAUAGCCGUACGACUAAUGCCACUACCAGCGGCCACUUGGGUGGCCUGCUCCAGUCGGCUACCUAUGUAGCUGGUCUGAGUGGUGGUAGCUGGCUGGUCGGCUCUGUCUACAUCAACAACUUCACCACCAUCUCGUCGCUGCAGACUCAAAAAGCUGGUGCCGUCUGGCAGUUUGGAAACUCCAUUCUCGAGGGCCCGGAUACCGGCGGUAUUCAACUUUUGGACUCGACGAGCUACUACAAGGACCUGGCUACCGCUGUGGAGGGGAAGCAGGAUGCUGGGUUUGACACCUCACUCACGGAUAUUUGGGGCCGAGCUCUCUCCUACCAGAUGUUCAAUGCUAGUGGUGGAGGCAUUGACUAUACCUGGUCAUCCAUUGCCAAGACGCAGGACUUCAUCAAUGGGAACUAUCCUAUGCCUUUGGUCGUUGCAGACGGCCGUAACCCCGGCGAGCUCGUAGUGGGAAGCAACUCGACCGUAUACGAGUUCAACCCCUGGGAGUUCGGUACCUUUGAUCCGACCAUUUUCGGGUUCGCCCCGCUGGAGUUCCUCGGCUCCAAGUUCGUGAACGGCGUCAUCCCCAGCAACGAGAGCUGCGUGCGCGGCUUUGACAGCGCGGGCUUUGUGAUCGGAACCUCGUCUACCCUUUUCAACCAGUUCCUGCUCCAGCUCAAUACGACCUCGCUCCCCAGCGCCGUGAAGGACAUCUUCAGCAGCAUCCUCGGCAAGCUGGACAAGGCCGACAACGACAUCGCCUCUUAUGACCCGAACCCCUUCUACCAUUACAACAACCACUCUUCCCCGUACGCCUCGCAGACCGAGCUGGACGUCGUCGAUGGCGGCGAGGACCUGCAGAACUUGCCUCUGCACCCGCUUAUCCAGCCUGAGCGUCACGUCGACGUAAUCUUCGCCAUAGACUCCUCGGCUGACACGACCUACAACUGGCCCAACGGCACCGCCCUCGUAGCAACCUACGAGCGCAGCCUGAAUAGCACCGGCAUCGGCAACGGCACCGCGUUCCCGUCCAUCCCGGACCAGAACACCUUUGUCAACCUAGGGUUGAAUACGCGCCCGACCUUCUUCGGCUGCGACAGCUCCAACUUGACCGGCCCCGCACCGCUGGUCGUCUACGUGCCCAACUACCCAUAUUCGACCCUAUCCAACGUGUCCACCUUCACCCUAUCCUACUCGGACACUGAGCGCGACGACAUCAUCCUCAACGGCUACGAGGUCGCCACCAUGGCCAAUAGCACCCGCGACGGCAACUGGACUGCCUGCGUGGGCUGUGCCAUCCUGAGCCGCUCGUUUGAGCGCACUGGCACUACCCUGCCUAGCAUCUGCACCCAGUGCUUCUCGGACUAUUGCUGGAACGGGACAGUCAACUCGACCACGCCGAAUGCCUUUGAGCCCACCCCCAUGCUGAGCGUGCGAUCCAGCAGAGCUGGAGCGAUUAUGCCGACCCUUCUGCCCACUGUUGUGGCGGUUAGUGCUGCGCUGUUCGCUCUAGCAUAG